Molecule: messenger RNA, 897 nt
Organism: Aspergillus mulundensis
Lineage: Eukaryota; Fungi; Ascomycota; Eurotiomycetes; Eurotiales; Aspergillaceae
Exons: 1
Coding region: 1-897 (298 amino acids)
Source: RefSeq, a predicted model, not a curated record
AUGUGGAAGCCAGUUCCUCUCCCCUACAAGAGUGACUCCCUCCCUCUACCUGCUAUUCCUACCGCUGCCGAAAUCCGGGCAUGCACCAAUGUUUUAUGGGAUGGAGCCCACAGAAUCGUUGCGUUGAAUGAGGACGUUGUCGUCAAGUAUGAUGGCGGCCUAGAUGCCACGGAAGGCCAGAACCUGAUCUACCUUGAACGAUACGCUCCUAAAGUGCCAGCCCCCCGACUCUACGCAAUGUUUGAGGAAGACGGCAAGACCUACCUGAUACUACAGCGCAUCCCGGGAGUCCCACUUGACUCUAUUUGGAAAUCCUUGACCGUCUCCGAAAAAAACGGCAUUACUGCCAAACUCAUCCCGGUGUUUGAUGCUAUGCGGGAGGCUGCGUGUCCCUGGCCGGACUUUUAUGGUGGCUUGGAUGGCGGUCGAGUCCAUCACUGGUUGUUCUACAGUCAGAAAAAAAAGGACUUCAAGUUCCUGGGCCCAUACUAUGGCGAGGAUGCCUUUGUUGCUGGCAUGUUGCAGAACUUCAGAGUUUCCACUGAGCGUUGUGAGCGGCCGGACUUCAAGGCCCGCUUUUAUGAGAAGUACCUUCCUCAAGUGCUUCGGGGGCACCGGCCUACAUUGACGCAUUCGGAUUUCCACCAGAAGAAUAUUUUAGUUAUAGAGAAUCCUUGCCCAGACAACCAAGGAGAGCGAUCAUUUGAGGUUGUGCUUAUAGAUUGGGAAGAUGCGGGCUGGUAUCCUGAUUUUUGGGAAUUCUUCAUGGCGUCUGACCGGAAUGUUUUCUCCUUUUGUGAUGAGGACUGGUUCUGGCAUAUGCAACAGUUUCUUGAAGUAUGGCCUGCUGAGCUGGGUGUGAUGCGUUUGUUCGAGAAGGAUAUGCGUGGUCACUAA